UUUUGUGUGUGUGUGAAAUUAGUAAAAGCACAAUCUAUUUCCUUUAUUUGCUCUGUGCUGCCGGGUAGACUCUGCCCCGCAGAGAAGUUCUUAGGCUCCAAAGGAAAGCAAAAGUGAAAUUGCAGUGCGGAGGGGAGAAGCGCAGAGAAAAUCACUCUGCACUCCAGCACUGCGGAGACGGCCCUGAUGAUGGAGGAACCAAAGCCUGGGGACCUGAUAGAGGUUUAUCGCAUUGGAUACCAGCACUGGGCCCUCUAUGUAGGAAAUGGUUACGUCAUCCACCUGGCCCCACCCAGUGAGUUUGCAGGAGCUGGUUCUUCCAGUAUCAUGUCUGUGAUGACUGACCGAGCCAUGGUGAAGAAGGAGCGUCUCCGAGACGUUGUUGGGCGAGACAGGUAUAAAGUCAACAACAAGUAUGAUGGGAGAUGCUCGCCACUGCCUGUCAGCAAGAUCCUCAGCGAGGCCGAAUCUCUGGUGGGCCAGGAGAUGGCGUACAGUGUCACCAGCCAGAACUGCGAGCACUUCGUCACCAAUCUGCGCUAUGGCCAGCCUAUGUGCGACCAGGUCAGGGAAACCAUGACGACGGUGGGGAUCGCCGGGGUGAGCCUGUUGGCUCUGGGACUCAUCGGAGCCUUUGUUACCAGGCCCAGGCACCAGAAGCAAUAGCAUGGACUCCCCUCUGAGUCCCAGGCCCAGAACUACAGCUGCAGGGUCCUGCCAGGAGCAGGCUGGACUUGUCAGCAUCUUCCUAUCAUAUGUAUAUUUUCUGCUACUAGACGUUUCCAAAAUAAAUUAA
Messenger RNA from Pelodiscus sinensis (Chinese soft-shelled turtle), 796 nucleotides. RefSeq names its product phospholipase A and acyltransferase 3-like. Gene Ontology annotation, biological process: N-acylphosphatidylethanolamine metabolic process. Lineage: Eukaryota; Metazoa; Chordata; Testudines; Trionychidae. The record is from RefSeq and is a predicted model, not a curated record. Gene Ontology annotation, molecular function: glycerophospholipid phospholipase A1 activity; A2-type glycerophospholipase activity. Gene Ontology annotation, cellular component: cytoplasm.